This is a messenger RNA of Temnothorax curvispinosus, 427 nucleotides long. RefSeq names its product laccase-3-like. The coding region runs from base 35 to 412 and encodes 125 amino acids. Gene Ontology annotation, cellular component: plasma membrane. Lineage: Eukaryota; Metazoa; Arthropoda; Insecta; Hymenoptera; Formicidae. The transcript has 2 exons. Gene Ontology annotation, molecular function: oxidoreductase activity. Gene Ontology annotation, biological process: iron ion transport. The record is from RefSeq and is a predicted model, not a curated record.
CUCAACUGGAGUAAGCACAAAUGUCUCCUUAUCAAUGUUCAUGGUUAAAAGCGGAAAAAGAUAUAGAUAUCGUAUGAUCAGUGCUUUCAGUACGGUUUGUUUGGCUGAAGUAACAAUCGAGAAGCAUUUCAUGCAGAUAAUUGCAACAGACGGCGAAAAUGUGCAGCCAAUAUUGGUAGAUGCAAUUACUUUGGCCUCAGGUGAACGUGUUGAUUUUGUCCUAUAUGCGAAUCAAACUCCAGGUUUUUAUUGGUUACAUGUACGAGGACUUGGAGAAUGUCAAGAAAGACAAAUAUAUCAAUUAGGAAUUCUCGCCUAUCAGGAUAGUUCUAAAUCAUCAUUAUCAUCAAAUCCAGGAUACUAUUUUAACCAAUCUAAUAAUGUUGUGAGUAUAACACCAAAUAAAUAUUAAAUAUAGUAAAUUUUG